UGAUGAUCUUAAAGGUCUUUUCCAACCAAAGUGAUUCUAUGAUUCUAGUCUAUGAUUCUAUGACUUGAAAGAGAACUUAAUUUCAGUACACAGAGCUGUUUAGGAAGUUGAUGCGAGCAGUCGUGUGGCGGGGAGAGGCAGCCGCCUGUGGGUGUAGUACCUAGCACGUCUUGGGAAAUCUGCAGGUUGGAUCGUUACUCCAGGCUGAUUAAAUACCUUUUCCCUGUUGUUUUUAGGGAACCUGGAAUGGUUAGAUAAGAACAAAACCAGUUUUCUCAUCAUGUGGAGGAGACCGGAAGAAUGGGGAAAGCUCAUCUAUCAGUGGGUGUCGAAGAACGGCUUGACCAACUCUGUGUUCACGCUGUAUGAAUUAACCAGUGGAGAUGAUACAGAGAAUGAAGAAUUCCACGGCUUAGAUGAGCCUAUGCUGCUCCGUGCCCUGCAAGCCUUGCAGCAAGAGCACAAAGCUGAAAUUAUCACACUGGAUGAUGGCCGAGGCGUCAAGUUCUUCUGAUGGGAGCCACCUCCCCUCCCCUCUUCCCUGGCUGCUGAAGCAGUUCUCGCUGUGAAGGUUCACUCUCCUGGCCUGGUUUCAAGCCGUGACUGCAAGUAGCUGCAUACUCGGGAUUUCUUGGGGCGAGGAAAAUCUGCGAAGCCUUCCAAAGACAUGACUUCUUAGAAAUAUUCAGAGAUCCUCUGUCUGUCUUUUCUCCCUGUUGAUUGUGUUUGCGAAGCUAAAGCUGCUUUAGGCAGUUCUGAGAGGGACCACCCAGAAGUGGAAAAAAUGGGACUGCUCCUCCUGUUGCCCAUCCCGUUCCUGUGAAGGCCACAGAGCGGUCUCUUCAGCUGGCUGCUCGACCUUGGCCUCGAAGGGCACCUUCUUCCCUCCUGCCAGCCGUGUGCUUGGGCUCUGCAGUCCCCGCUGCGUUGCCAAGCGGGGUGAAAGCAAGCACAAGGAACUCGCCAUCGCUGCUGUGCUGUAGAAGACCUCAAUGGCAGAAUGCUGUGUGCUUGCUGCGAAGCAGGCUGAGCAGCGGGGUGGGGGUGGAUGCCAAGGAACUAAUUUGAAGUAAUUAAAAUGAGAUGUAUUUAUAGAGCAGCCUGGGUGUUUUCGUCUAUCUCUGUUUUUCCAUCAGAAACAAAACAGAGCAGCGUACCAGGUUCUUGCCCUUCGGCUGUGUUUCCUUACUGCACCAGAUGAACGCAGCAGCGUGCUGGGGAGAGGGCGGGCUUCCCGAACCACCCCAUCUGGGUGGGAAGCAGGCAGCACAAGUGCUUUUUUUUCUACAUGCCGGCACUACAGACCGUGUGGGCCCUUACUGCCUGUCUUCAGGGCAGCAUUUACUUCCAUUUUCUACGUGCAGUCUGCUGAAAGCCACUGGGUUUGGUGCAGAGGUGGUGGGGUAAGCUCUGUACAACAGCGGCUGGUGGACGGUGUGACCUAAGUUUUAGAUUUUUCAGUGCUGAUAAUGAAGUACCCAGCUUGUCAGAAACCACGAGCCAGGCACAGUCUUCGACCCAGUAAAUCCACAAUCGCUGACCAGUGGAAGCUGGACAGCUCUGCCAGGGAAGGAUCGUGUUCGUCUCUCCCAUUCUUUGCCCAAGCAUUCAGUGCCUGUUGCAGGCGGAGGUGGGUGCUGCUCUGGAGCGACCUUUGAUCAAACCCAGUGUGGUCGUUCUCGGGAUCCAGUGGAGCAGACGGCGCCUGCUCCCUGGCAUGCUUUGGCCAUCUGUCCCCAGCUGGGGCUGAACAGCUUGUCCUGCCUGCCCUGCCCUUGGAGGACGACUCGGCACCGCUUCAGCUGCAGUGCUGCUGACACCCCUUGUCAACAGUAGGUAAUUAUCAGUGUAGACAAGAUGCUGGAGUCCAGGCUGAGUUUGUGGGGCUGUGAAAUUUUAAAAUUUCCUUUUUGUAGCAGGAGCCUAUUGACCUGAACUCAAUGAGAUGUGCCCUGGCUUGAUCUGGGCACGUCGCUCUGGAGCUGUGGCUGCAGGCCGGUGACCAGGGUUCCUCUCUGUGCCGGUGACAGCAAUGCUGCGGAGAAAGGCACCAGCGGCACUCGUGCCGAGUCACGGAUAUGCUGGGCUAAUGCGGUCUCUGAUCCUUUCAGGACACCACCAUCCCUAAGAGCAUUGAGAUGUCUUGAGUGAGCGAAUGGGACGGUGCAGCCCGUGGUGAGCACACGGGCCCUGCUCCUGCAGGUGCCACAGCAGCCUGGGGGCAGCCCACGUUGGCUUCACGUGCCCUGCUCUCAGGUGCCUGUUCUGACAGCCUGGGCUGAGUCCCCACCCGAGCUGUGAGGUCUGGGGGCGGAGGAUGGAGGUGGCAGCCCUCAGGGAUGGACACGCUGGGGAUGCAAAGAGCUGUCUCGGUGCUGCCAUUGCACUGUCUCGCUGGGGAAUGUCAGGCAGUGGCUGAAGAAGCCCGGCUCCCCGCGACCGCCGCCAGCCAUGUUUGCAGAAGCAAAGGCUGGUGCAGGCUGUGCCGUGUGCUGGGAGCCCCGCAGCGCGUCCCGGCAGAGGCAGGGUGCCUGUCCCUGCA
This is a messenger RNA of Egretta garzetta (little egret), 2542 nucleotides long. It is a transcript of the gene VPS25, whose product is annotated as vacuolar protein sorting 25 homolog. Gene Ontology annotation, biological process: protein transport to vacuole involved in ubiquitin-dependent protein catabolic process via the multivesicular body sorting pathway. Gene Ontology annotation, cellular component: ESCRT II complex. The transcript is spliced from 3 exons. Gene Ontology annotation, molecular function: structural molecule activity; protein homodimerization activity. The record is from RefSeq and is a predicted model, not a curated record. Bases 281 to 514 code for a protein of 77 amino acids. Lineage: Eukaryota; Metazoa; Chordata; Aves; Pelecaniformes; Ardeidae.